AAACCUUCUUCUACCGUUCUUCUAUCGUUCUCCUCCCGUUUUAUUACCGACUCUGGCCGCCGUGUCAUGCGUGUACGCGCGUAUCAUCUAUCAAACGAUGGUGCACGUUUAGGGAACUGCGAACGCGACACCAGCUACUUUCGACGACGACGACGACGACGUCGUCGUCGUACACUCGACUAAUACACGAAAGUUUUGUCCGAAUCGAUACGCCCUCCGGUUGGCGUUCCGCGUAUCUCUCUUGUAACGUAGUACAACGUUCUUGUUCCUCCCUGCGUACGCGAGAUUCGCGAUCUGUCGCACAUUCAAGUAUGUAUUUCGUUUCCCUCUCCGCUGUGUAAUUCAUGCGAUAUAUAAUUACGCCCCACGCCGAUGCUUCUCUGUUCCGUUUCCGACUCGUACCGCCGUCGCCCAUGACCCGUUCUACUCGCGUAUAAAUCGAGUAUGAUCUAAUCACGGAAAAUCGCGCGCGAGCUUUAAGUUAAAUCGUAAAACACGACGAAUAACAAUGCGCGUUGUCGCAUUUGUGUUUUUCUAUUUUUCAUGCGUGUAUCUGAAGUUUGUAGGCAGGGUAAUGUCUGCCGUGUAUCUCGUCUUCGAACCGUCUCACGGUCUCGCGCUUUGUAUCCACGAUAAAAACGUAACGGAAAUCAUUAUCAGUACGAACGAUACAUCUCGUACGAAGAAUUUUACGAGCCUACUACGCUUAUCCGUCGGCGAAGUACUCGCUACUUAUGUACGCGUGUACAUUCUAAUUCUCUUGUCACGUUUCAAGAUUGAAACUCUCGUCUCUAAACUGAAAAUCGAAUGCGUAUCGCGAAACUUAAUUUACGACUAACAUUAAGUAGAUAGAGUGCAGCCGUCCGGUUCCUCGCGCAGUUCUAUUGCUCGUCGAGUCAGCGACGAUUCCUAGAUCAGACGCUGUUCCGGACGAAACAGCCGAACGCGUUUUCGAGUCUCGUGAGCAGCAGUGAAGACAAGGGAGAACGCUGAAAGCGGCGGUCGGUUUUCGAGAGAAGGAGGUCCCGACCCCGACCCGCCGCGCCCUGCCGCUGCCUUCGAAGAGACCGCCUUUUGUCGGUCCGACCCUUUAAGGCUCGAGGUUUACGGCCCUGUGUCCGUGAGACACCAGCUGGUGGAAAAUCGAAAACUUGGCAGCUGCCGCCCCUUCUCGACCGGCAUAAAUUCCGAGCCUUUGUGCUGGCACCAGCCUUAGCCCUAACCUCGGUCUCGGCCGUCGUCGGUUCGAAUAUGCAGGGUGCACCAUGUAUGCCUGUACCACUGUUGUCCUCCUAUGGGUCUCCGCUUCGUUGAAAAAUUUCGGCCCAAGAUAUACCGAUCGUGGGAGGUUCCCACGCCUCUGAUACGUCACCGCAUAUUCCUCGUUAUCGGGGGGUUGGUGAAGAAUUUUGGAUUUGGAUUCUGCGACUCCGUUACAGUGGCGUUUGGGGCUAGAAUAGGGAAUAGAACGGGAAUCAGAAUCAGACCGCGUUGUCUCGGCAGUUUUUGCGACGAUGGUCCCAUCUCGAGAGUCGCUGCCAUUGCGGAGAGGAGUUUAAAGGUAAACGGGUUUCUCUCUCGGACCAAAGACCGCCGCAACAUCGGGAGGUUCUGGUCUUUCACGUUACACUCGUCCACGUUUCUUUCUCCUGUUCGAAAUAGCUUAUGAGACUAUGUUCAUCCACCGUUGUAGGACAACCCGUGUUCAACGAUUCGUUUCGUGGAAGAUUUAUUCGCACGAGUCUAUACGAUUAUCACGAAUAUCGUCUACCGACUCGAAAAUUGAAAUAUAUCGUUUUAUUACGUACAUGCAUUUUCUAUCGUAUAGGCUUAUCUUCUGUUGUUGUACGCAGCGAUACCCGUAUCUUCCCGCGUGACAUGUGGCGUGUUCACCUGGUGCCUCUGUGCGAACCACCUAUUCUUGAUACCACGUAGAUGUAGCGUUACUUCUGCUCGAAGUGAUUUUGUCUUAUAUAGACCAGCGUUCUUAGUUAUCCUAGCUAUACGCGAUGCGGUACGUAAAACAUUUCAAAUUAGUACAUUUAGUAUACCAAGGACCGAAAAUGGGCUUUUCCAAGCAAGGUUGAUACUACGACUGCCAUGUCGUGCUCAAAUCAUCAUCCGAGUUUUAAGAAGUCCAUUCGCCCCAUGUUGUUCACCCUAUUUUUUAUAAAAAGUGUAUAAAGAAGACCAUUCUUCGUUGUUUACAGAUUGGAUCGAGGAUAUAGUUCUUCGAGUCGUCCGUUCAAUUAAUUGUAUGACAUAUUACAUACACGUAUAUGUAUGUAAGCAUAUAUAUAAAAAUACAUAAUACACAGCAAGCAUGUAUACAAUAUAGGAGUGAAAAUACUCAUUUUAGAGUUUCCUGAGCGUCAGAAAUAAAGUAGGCCAUAAAUGGUCGUAAAAUUUAAGCCUUAGGACCGAAAAUGGCAUUUUCGCUUCACUUUAUCUCUGACCCUCGGAAAACUCUAUUUUCGCUUCACUUUAUAGGCACUGAAAAUUGUCUUUUUUAUGCACGUGUUAUAAAAAAUAUUUAUUAUCCUAUCGAUACAAAGAGAGGUGCUCGAAUCUCGGUGAAAACGAAGUAUUUCUGCGAGUGUAGGUUUAUUUGAGAAGCUUCAAGUUCGAGGGCGAGGGUGGUAUCGUAUUCCAUCGUGUCGUUAGAUGCGUCGCGGUUAUCGGUGAUAGUCUUUUCUUUCCGUUGCGGGGUCAGAGCCUAAAGCAACGGGGCCUGGAUAUUCCGGUUCGCUUAAUCGGUUCCUCGGACUUCGGAUCGCGUCUCUCUCUCUCUCUCUCUCUCUCUUCUUUCUCCCUCUCAUUCUUUCUCUCGUUUCUUCUCUUUCUGUUGGUUCGCCGCGAGAAGGAAAAUACGAAGAAAAGGAUGCCACGCCGCUCGUUGGGCUGGCGUUAGGCCGGCCCAAACAGACCCAAAAUGGUGUGCCUUCUAGCGUCCACAGAACGGUGGAGGAACUGUUGGAAGACUAUACCAUUAGAAUAAAGACGCGUGUAUAAAAGAGUUUCGAAAGCCGUUGCCGUUUCCCGAUAACAGCCGUACGCUCGGGACUCUCGGGAGGAGUUAGCGCGGACGUGCGCACGUUUCGAACGAAGGGGGCUAUCGGGUAUACUGCUGGUGGUGUACGAAGAAUCGGAGAAGCCGGGCAGCGAGAUUAACCUCCUUCUUCUCCUCCUCCUCCUCUUUCUCCGCCUCCUCCUCUUCUAUCUCCUUACCCUGCCAUCAUCUUCCCGUGUCGACCACGGAAACGAGUCGGGAGAAUACGAAAAAGGAAGACCAGCUCGGUGGUUACGUUGCGGAAGAGAAAAAGUAAGAAGGGCGGUGGUAAAAGAGGAAGGUAAAUAGAGAGAGAGACGGGGGGAAUAGGAGGAGAGGAAGAAAGAGUGAAGGGGAGUGGACGAGGGUAGAAUAAUAGUAGGAUCCGAACGAGCGCGCGAAGGGAAAGGGAAUGAACGGCCCUGGAAGUCAUCAGCAUCGCGGCGGCUUGGGCUUGGGCUUGGGCUUGGGCAUGCAGGGACGAUACAGGGCCGUGGUAAACGGUGGCAGUUCGGCGGGGCCCCAUCCACGGCUGCCGGCGCCACCUCACGCUCGCGGUGGAUGGCACCCCCAUAAUCAACACCCUCAGCACGCCCAGAUACCUCAGCAAUACAACGGCAACAAGGAAUACCCGUAUCGACAAUGUCCACCGCCGCCGCCGCCACGCUUUCAUAACGGGGACUGUCCGGGCGUCGGUACCUCUUCCGGACCAAACGGUAAGGAGGUGGUCUCGUAUCACGGGAACGUAGGCGGGUCUACCGUGGGGUACAAAUCGCCCCCGCAACACAGUCCACAAUCGAGAGGUCCACCUGCGCAUUUUCCGCAAGAGUCCGUGGGCCCACCAGCCAAUUCUCCGCCGUUGCACAUCAACAUUUGCGGUCAAGAGAACACGAUGCGCGGACCGUUGUUGAACAUGAGUCCAGGACUCGGAGCUAGCGGCGUCGAUAUGGAGUAUCGUAGAAGUUCGCAAGCCACGAAUCAGCUACCUUUGAGUCCUGUACAGAUCCAACCAUCGCCGCCAUACUACAGACAGCCUAGUCAAGACGACGGUAGAAAGAGCGAGUCGCCAUCGAGGAAACGACGGCGAAUUUCUCGGAACGGUGCCGUUUCCGGGAUAGAGGUACGAGAAACUACGCCGCCGUCACCCACGCCACCUUUGCACGCCACGCCGCCGCCGUGGGAGUUCACCGCGGCCUCUCAGAGACGGUCGCCACGGAAUCACAUGUCGACGCGCGGAAGCCCUACCACGAUCAGGAAUCGUUAUCAGCGAUACACGGACUCGUUCGGUCUGUCUUAUCCCUUCGUGGCUGGUCCGCACACCCCGCAUCCGCCCCCCAUUCACGGUUCCCACCACGGGAUUCACGGUUCCCAUCACACCAUUCACGGUUCUCACCAUAAUCUCCACAACUCUCAUCACAAUAUGCAUAACGCGCAUCAGACGCAUCCGCAUCAUCCGGCGAGCGCUGGACAUCACCCAGCGCAAGGGGCUAACGGCGGACCCGUAGUCGUCGACGUCGGCCAAGUUGGUGUUUCCGGUUUGGGAGUAGCCGUUAGCGGCGAACCGCUCUGGCAUCCUCAGGCGGCUGGUUACAGGAUUCCUUGCCAGCUUCAUGGGAUAUACGCGCCGACGGGAGCGCACGCGUUCGCGCACUCCUGCCAGGUCACCCAUCAUCACGGUCAUUAUUCGCCAGCCCAUCCGACGCACCCAGGCCACAGCUUGGUCGGUUCGCUAGUUGGCACGGCAUCCAGGGGCUAUCCGACGCCGACCGGAGGUCCUGUUGCGGCCCUACAUCACGCUCACGCGCCUCCACCUCCCGUCCAUACCACCCAUUACACCGCGCAUCAUCAACUAUCCCAACAGCGAGAAGUAGAAUUGGAAUUGAUAGAAUCUCAUCAUCAUCAUAGAGUGGGAGCUACGGCUGGUACGCCGUUGCCGUUGCCGCACUCGUAUUCACCGCCGGCUCUCACUCAAGUCACCACUUCGACCCCUACGCCUAUAUUCCUGUCGGAAACGAGAAACAGUCAAUUGGAAAUGAUACAGAGCAGAACGCGACGCACGGCGUCGAACGUUCACACGCUCAGACGAUCGAGGUCGAGUAGAUGGAGGGGCACGCCUCCGAUACCACCGGCCACCUAUUCGGGAUUCUUGCUACACUUCUUCGCGAUGCUCAGCAACCCACCGUUAUCUCCGUACAGUCAAGCGGAGCUGUCUUCGCCGGAUUCCGCAACCGAAAAUUAUGAGGCCUUGCUGUCGCUGGCGGAGAGGCUGGGAGAGGCUAAGCCGCGAGGACUGACCCGCGCCGAGGUGGAACAGCUACCGUCGUACAAAUUCAAUGCGGAAACACAUCAGGGAGACCAAACGAACUGCGUCGUCUGCAUGUGUGACUUUGAGGCGUUGCAGUCAUUGCGCGUGCUCCCGUGUUCGCACGAGUUCCACUCCAAGUGCAUCGACAAGUGGUUAAAAUCGAAUAGAACAUGUCCGAUAUGUCGCGGUGAUGCUUCGGAAUACUUUGGAAGUAACGGAAGUGGUAGCGACUGACGCCAAGCUACUCGUGUGCACUAGCGCCAACUACUGUCGCGGGCCACAGAGAUGCUAUUCACCACGGAACUACCAGCGAUCGCUUUGAUGGUUUGUGCAAAUUUCUGUUGUCGAGGGUUUCUCGCGUUUUCCUCGACCGAGCGGUUCGGGCGGUCCGGCUUGAACGGCCCCGGACCCUAGGGAACGGUGCAAGGUGUAAGGCGACGAAAGUGGAUUCGGGUGUGGGCUCCUUCAGAUCGAGUAACGGGGAGAACGAGCAGUGACAACAGGAGAAGAAGGAGAAGAGGAAGAAGACGGAGAAGAAGUCGAGUUCAGGGUAUGAUAUCAGGGUGUGUUUGGUGUCGAUGAAAGGACCAUACGUAGACACGCGUACGUGCAUACGCACGUAACGAAUCGAUUUCGCGUGCUCAUUUCGUCGUCUUUGUUUCGUUCUCGGUGAUACAGAAAGGUUAGAAUGGCAGAAGUAGUAAGGGAAGAGAGAACGCCAGAGCGUCAGAUACCGUUACGCGAUUUCAUUAAGGCUUUUGCAAAGUCCGACCGCGAUAAUUAUAAUUCUUUAUUUCGAUCGACGCGAUUCGAGUUCGCAAGUACGUCGUGUAUGCGCUCGUUCAUGUUUUCUUCGUUUUCUCCAUUUUACGCAUUGUUACUUCAUGGUAAGAAUCGGAUUCACGAUGAACGCGUACGUGACUGUUCGUUACGUAACGUGCGAACCGAUCGUCGGCUUUUGUCUCUUCCCGUUAAGCGGUUACAAAUUUUAUUAUUGCUUCGACAUUUGCCUUUUUUCGCUGUAUCCAGUCUACAUCGUACGUGCGCCCAAUUUGAAUUGGUCCCAUUAAGAUAGAAUACGUAUGCGCGCGCGAAGUCCCACCGAGUUUUAAGGUACUAUAUGUUCCUUUUUUCUUUUUCUCUUUUUCUCUCGACGACCAUUUUAGUGAACGUUGCUUUCUUUCCCUUCGAAUCGUGUCGACGAUGGAUAACACAAAUAUUUUUCAAACGAUUCGUGGAAUACCGUGGGAUUGGUUGGUUAUCGGUAUCCGAGACGACGACGAUGACGUCGACAAUGACGACGACGACGAAAAAAAACCGUUUUCUUCGUUUGCCAUUCUUUGGUAAUGAGAGACGAGUUUACGCUCGAAUCCUACCGAUCGCGGCAGACUAUCUGUAGAACGUAGUAGAAUGAACGGCGCAGAGGAAAACAAUAAACAGGUCGUAUAUCAUUCGAAUCGCGAAGAACCGAUGUCGCAGAACAAGGCGCAGAGAUCGAAAAAUUACAAGGGCAGAAAAUCGAGCUCUUCGGCGACAGUUACAUACACCUAGUCGUUACUUUCAAAGAAACGACUAAUAAAAGAAAUAAAUGAAUUAAAUGCGAGAAGACGCAAAGAUAAAUAAAAAAGAAUGAAAAGAACUACUGCUUCAGUUUCCUGCGUGUAUCUACCUCUAACUUUACAUAGAUGAAACGAAACGAUUCAUAUUUUUUUAUACACACAUCUCGUAAACGAUAAACGUACGUACGCUAAGAAAACUAAAGAAAGAAGAAGUGAAAUAUGUAAGUAAAGGGCAAUCGAGGAUUGAAUUGGGGAGAUGGAAAUCGAUAGAGAGAAGAACGAGCGAAACGGAGAUCUUUCCGAAUUUUCACAAUGUUAAAGGUAACGAUUAAAUUAAAGAUUAAGAUUUAUGCGAUGUAAGAAAUAACGCGUAUCUUUUACGCACGUACGGUCAAAGUGUGAGGUGGGAAAGGGAGAUCUUUGAUGUGAAAAGAGACGGGAAGAAGAAUACACCUGUAUCGAGCAGAAUUGCUACUACUCGACCGAGCGCACACGCACGCGCUUUAAUUAACGAAGCACGAUCAAUUUUCUCGUUGUACCAAUUUGGUUAGCAAAUUUUUUGUUACUCUUUAUAGUUCGAUUAAAUUGUUACAAAUCUAGUUAGAUAAUUACCGUUGUAAACUUCAAACGAUUUUAGUUUUAGAUUAGUAAAAUGUCAAGGAUGAUUUUCAAUGCCUUUGCCAGAGGCUACAAAUUGUUUCUUUCUCGUCGACCGGUCGAACAUUCACCCGCAAUAGCAGAAAUGAAAAGAAUCGACGAAUCUCGCCCAGCGUACGACGCUAACUAGCAUAGCGUGGUGCCUCGUUUCGGUUACGAGAGAUAAAAGUCGAAUGCGUUAUUCAACGUGACCAAAAGCAGGGAAUCGCGGAGAACGUUACGGUAAUCAUCGUUAUCGGGCUAUGUAUUUCUCACAGUGGUACACGGAGUGCCAAAUGGAGGCAAUGAAUUUCGAUCGAGUUUCGCUGAAAAUCAAAAGUCGAUUUCCUUUCCAGCCGCGACCUGUGCCCCUACGCGUUUCGUCGGCGUCGUUCAGUAGAGGCCGGUAGUCGAUGCAGAUCGCUCGCUGUCCGCUGCAUCAUAAACCUCGGCUCGUUAUCCAACAACACGUGAUAUCAAAAGUCGACGCGCGCGAGCGUGCUUUUUUCCAGCCGAAAGAUCGUUCGAAUUUCCCUAUACUUAUAGAUACGUUACGCGAGAGAACACGACACAUAUCACUUGUAUCCAAGCGUCUUGCACACUCGCCCGUUUCGUCACAUUUCACCGGGUCGAUUGGAGAAAGAAAAUAGGAACAGGCUCAUUUUUUUACUAGCUUAAGGCUGCGAAAGUGAGAACGAAAGUAACAAAAUCAGUGAGAGAGAGAGAAAGAGAGAGUGAGAGAGUGAAUGAUUGGCAUGCGCGGGGGAUUUGUCAAAAGGGACGAGCGUUCGAUUGGAAGAAACCGACGCUGAAAGUUUGCUCAGCAGGAUAAAUCUAAAAAAAAAACCGUCUUUCGGAUUUCUUUUAAUGAAUUUUAUAUGCGCGAUAACGAAAGCUAUACGCAGUAACGCUCCGAAAUGUUGGCCGUUCGGAAGCCCGUCGCAUCGCCUCUUCGAUAUACAUACGUCUAUGAGAGAAACUUUCUUUCUUCUGAUCUUUGAAUUUAGCUCUGGUCGCUUCGCUCCGUCCAACGCUCCGUCCCUUCUCUCACGCUUAGACUAAGGUAUAGCAUAACGAAACCUCCGUAACACGUAAAAGUACCUUAAGCACGGCACACCCUGAAACGCGCGCGAUCGGUUCCGGUGUCGAAUUUGAAAACCGAUCACACAGCAGCUAAUUCGAUCGUUGUCCUGCACCGAUUACCGGGAUAUCGCGCACGUUCGUGAAACCGACCGCGAAACCAGUACCAAAACUGAUUGUUCCGACAUACGUGCGAACUCGCGCGCGAGUUGCUUCUACACGUAAUACGUACCUAAUCGAUUUUAUAUUAAUUUGCAGUAAUUUGCUGUGCGUAACGAGUGAGAACAUGGUACUAGACGAGACGACGACGGACCAGCAUCUAUAGUUCGCGCGAUGCGAAUCAUACCUUUACCGGCCCCGUACCGUCUGUACGCGUACCAGUUUCCUUUACCCAGUUUUCUUUGUUCAUAAGCGUAGAUAGCUGCGAUCGCAAACGUUUUCCUCUCGCUAUAUACCGCCGCUUUUACUUUCGCAUUUCUUUCGCCAUCGGCACAAUCGACCGGGAUUAACUAUUUUACCUGUCGGAGUAAUAAACCUCGGGGACGAUCGAAACACUGUUCUCCGCCCAGGCAACUUGUAAAUAGGUUCGAUGUUUUUUUUUAUCACCGCUGUAGGUUCUGCAGCUGCCUCAAUUGUCAUCGCCGCUGCCGAUACCACGUACUAUUUUUCUCGUAAACGACGCCAAGUAUAGAAAAUGCGUUCCAACUACGUUUUUAUACAAAUGCUAUUUAACGUUUUUUAGUUGGUUCGUGAUAUUUAAUUCGUUUGUUAGUUAUCGUUGUUAUUAAUUAUUGUACCAUUAUCAUUAUUAUUAUUAUUAUUAUUAUUAUUAUUAUUAUUAUUAUUAUUAUUAUUAUCACGUUAUUAAUUUAACGAGAUACAACGGUUCGUUAAGUUUGUCGAUAAGUAGAUCGUAAUAUCUCUGAUACCGGGAAUAGAUCGUUAAAUAACCAAAAUGCCACGACGAAUAUUCUGUGCUGUACACGGAGACGACGACGGGAGAAGUUUCGACGAUCAUCAGAAAUCGUCGAAGCUGUUCCACGCCAACGAAACUAUUGUACAGACGCGAUAACGAUGCCAAACAUUAUUAUAUGUUAUAUUAAUACGAACACUGCUGCUACUACCGUUGCUACCGCCUUCUAUUCUCAUUCUCAAUUGUAUUCUCAUUUUUAUUCUUAUUAAUUAUUAUUGCUAUUGCUACUGCUAUUAUUAUUAUUAUUAUUAUUAUUAUUAUUAUUGAAAAUAUCGUUCAUUAUUCUCAGAUUACACGCUCCCCUUCACGUUACGUGUGUAAAAGAUGUUAUCUCCUUUUCUGUACAUGCACAUACAAAUGUAUCCUGAUUUUUCGCGCGCGAUUUCCACGAAUCAUUGUUAACUAUCAAUCGCAAUUGAUUCGUUUUGAUAUCGCGCUUCGAAUGUACGUACGUAUCGACCCAGUUUUCAAACGAGCCAGUAAAGUCCCUUACUCCCUUAUGUUAUAUACAUUGUACGAAGAACCACAGUCCAUACGUCGAACGAGCGAAGCGACGAAGCAAGUCGUCCGCGUAUCCACCUAAAUUACAUAUCCAUUGCGAUCAUAAGCGUUUAACCCGGAUACCGAGUUUACGAGUUUAUUCGAUAUUCCGAUUCGUUCGGGGAAAAAGCGUUGGGACCAAGUCACGUCGAUUCGUUCUCGCUUGCAUACCGAAUGUCGCUCAGUCAUCGAUCUAUCCGUAACGCUGCCGUAGUUAUCAGGAUCCCAGCGCGACGUUCAUCCGGCAGAAUCGAAACCGAAGGGAGUAGCCUCUAAUCUGCAACGACACCGAAUCGAUGAGGACGACGGGACGGGAACGGAGAUGGAACCGGGGAUCUCGUUCACGACACCCUCGCUGCCUCUAGCGCGAUCCACGGGCCGUAGAAACGCGCUGACGCAAGGGUUGCGAAACACGGAGGGAAAGAGAACGAGGGAGGAGGGUAGGAGGUAGGGAGAAUGCGAUAAAGAGGAAAGAGGAAGGAGACAAGGACGAAAUUCGCAGCCAGCAGAGAGAUGAGGCAACGCGCGAUGGUGGGUGGACGGCGCGAGGAACGAGGGUGCCUACGGCGCGAGGAACGGGAGACGCGAUAGAAUUCGAGUAGCUUUAAAGCAAGAUAUGCUCAUAUCUCGCUAUCGCACGGCAUACGGGCUCGGUUGGAACACUCCAUCCUCUUUAAGUUGCUCGACAGAGACACUAUCGCGUCGAUGGUUCCCCUUUAACGAAAAGCUCCUGGCUGAAUACAUAGGGCGUAGGGGGUGGGUCGCGCUGGCUUUAGAAUAUAAACCCUCUUCGCGGCCAGCAUCGCAUUCUCUCCGUUUCCCGCUUAUCGUCCGAGCCUUUUAUUUUCCGCUUUCGACGGACCUUUCUCUCGAUUUUUAGUCGCCUCCGUUCUUUCGUUACCAACUAUACUCGUUAUCUCAGCUGUUCUCCGAUUUCCUCGUCUCGAGUUUAUCCCUACGCUCCGUCCUUAACCGUUAGCUAGAUUUCCUAGGCUUUCCGUCCUCGCGAAAUCGAAACUGAUAUCGUUUCUUUCGUCUUCCAUCGAUUUUUCGCAACGACGUCUCUCUUUUCUCGUUGCUCGCUUCGGCCUACCCGGCCACCUAUAAACUCCCACUCCUGCGGAACUCGCGUUCCAUGUAGCUAAGGAGUCAUCCCCUUUAAGCUACGUACACUUAAAUAUGUAUGUACGUAUGUAUCUCUCCCGUUUCCGCCGCGUUUCCUCCCUCGAUCCCGGGGCUCUUUCCCUCUUGGCGGUUCGCAACUUCGAUCUAACUGGCCAGAAUUAACGGGCGGCGGCGGCGGGAACGGGAUACCGGCAACGAGAAUAUGCACAAUGUCAGAGAAUAAGAAUAGCUACGCACGGGGUCAGGAUGGCUGGCAGGCUCGAAAUCAAUUCGCCGCUGGUCAAAAUAAGUGCGUUCGAGUAGUGGGGCGGCGGCGGCGCAAAGGGUACGUAUGUACGAAUAUAUACAUGUACGCGAAUACAUGCCUCGAAAUCUCUCACACCGUCAGUUAAAGUCGUCGUCGAACGACAGGUCAGAGGUAGACGAAAGACAGUUAGAUACGCAGCGAGCGAGCGACCGACUGAUCGAUCGAUUCGUGGGUCCGAAGAGGGACGUCCGUAUCCUUUUUACCUAGGCUAUUACCCACUGAAACAAGAAUUUGCAAUUCCAUCGUGAGCGAACGCCGGGAGAGAAGAAACGCAAACGCGUCCGGAACGGAUCGAUGCGUCGAGCUCGUGCCGCUCUGCUCGCUUUCAGCCAGCCGCAGCCCGCAACGCGACGGGAACAUCCCGGAUUUGUACGUGUGUAUAUGUACCUAAUAAAUGCACAUACGCAUCUACGCCUGGCCGCGCUCCCACGCGUCGCAGAUUCAUUCUCGUUGUCAUUGUCUACGUCUUCGUCUACGUCUACCGUAUGCCGUGACGAUAACUAAUCGCAGCAUUCGUUUUGCUAAAUGUGCGUGAUGAGCGUCACGUUCCACUACUCGAACGAUAAACUGUAAACUAUAUAAAAUCGCGUUGUUUCUCGAUACUUGCUCGAUGCGAAAAAUGUUCAUCGACGACGAGCGUCCGGUUUGCCUUCGAUGUUCGAUCCCGUAGUCGCGUCCUCCGUUGAUUAACUCGGUUCGUGAAUUUGUUUGCCCUCGUCCUCGCAAUUUAAAUAUGUCUAUCAUCGAUCGUUUUAUGGAAUCCAAGAUUAAUACGGGUCAGCCGGCCGUUAGUUUGUCCAUUUUCGAACAAAGACAACGACGGAACCAACGAGUGUUUAUUCCACUCCAUGUUCGUGACGCACGUAUAACGGAAAACGGUAGAACCCAGAAGGAUAAGCAGUCGUAAAAAUAAUGACGAUACGAGCGGGGACGGGGCCGGUAACAACGUCAUAAACACGCGAGGAUGUCAUAAACUAGGCCCUUUUCCACGAAGUUUAAUGGGCCUUAAUCUUAAUUCGAGGCUCGACCGUACUUUUAAGACCGAUGGAGCACGGGACGCGCUCGUGACAGCCUUUCUCUGAUUUCAUUGUCGCGUCUGUAGUUUUAGCGUUAGUUAACUACUGCGAUUUUCAGCAGGUUUAUUCACACACGUGUUCUUCACGAGCUGCUCGACGCUCGCGAGAUUUCUCUAAUAACGUGUAUUCGAUCGGGAUCGGGACGGGAUUAUUCUCUUUAAUACGAGGAGGGUAGUCGAGAGGAGAUAACGCAACAACGUUCGUGUUCAUAUGUAUCACCCUGCGCGAUGUGGAAUGUGCCGGUGUGAGUCAUGUAAGUACAUGUACCAUGUAUUCAAAUGUAUUUUGUACAUACCAAAAGCAAUAUCUAUUAUCCGCUACAUACGUACAUACAUAUGAUGAGGCGCGAUGACGAGGACGAUGACUAUGAUAUGUAUGCGUGCAUGCGUGCGUGCGUGCGUGCGUGCGAUUGUUACAUAUUAUAUAUUAUAUACGUAAACUGGCAGGCAAGGAGAGAUACGCCUACGAACACACGAGCACACACGUACGUACACCCCAGAUACGUAAAGAGUAACACAUGUAUACAUACCUACGUACUUUCGAUCAAAUCAUGAUUUAAGUGGUAACGUACCAGCUCGGUUGUAAAUUACGGUAGCAUAGAUUAAAUAUGUACGUACAUAGGAUAUAAGGCGCUUUGUAAAGUGGUAGGCGUAGGUGCUGUGCAUCGCGUAUACAUAUGUGCACGUAUGAACAUGUGUACGUACACGAUAUACAGAUUAUGAGUAAACGAGAAGGAAAUCGGAGGAUGAAAGAAUGCGGGCGAACAAAGAGAUUUAAAAAGAAAUUAUUUGUCCGAAAGAAUAAUGUGUCUUAUACAUAUACAUGGCAAACAUGGGGGGGGGGUGCGGUUAGGGAGGGAGGGAAGAAUCGAUAUUUCUCGAGAAAGAAGAUCCAUCGGUUUUACGAAAUGCAUAAUAGGUGUGUUCCUUUUGUUAGAUGGAGUAAAAGUAAUACGAUGAUGCAUACAUAGUUUCGUAACGAUAUACAUACUUGACGACGACGAGGAGAAGAAAUACAAAAGAGAUAUAUCCUAGAUUACCGAAUCACGAGGUCUGCUUUGUCUUGUUAUAAUCAAAUACUUUAUAUUAUGUAGUCGACAGGUUGUCAUUAAACGUGUGAACAAACCUA
Molecule: messenger RNA, 13778 nt
Organism: Ceratina calcarata
Lineage: Eukaryota; Metazoa; Arthropoda; Insecta; Hymenoptera; Apidae
Gene: mura
Product: ring finger protein murashka
Exons: 10
Coding region: 3462-5588 (708 amino acids)
Biological process (GO): protein ubiquitination
Molecular function (GO): ubiquitin protein ligase activity
Source: RefSeq, a predicted model, not a curated record